Molecule: messenger RNA, 873 nt
Organism: Chironomus riparius
Lineage: Eukaryota; Metazoa; Arthropoda; Insecta; Diptera; Chironomidae
Source: the annotation of a GenBank genome assembly
AUGUUCAACGUAACUGGAUGUUUAGAUAUAAAGCGCUUAUCGGGUAUAUGGUGUGUUGAACUCCACUUCGUUGCACUUCGUUACGUUCAACUGUUUAUAGAUUACAGUAGGUUCAUAGGUUACAGGUGUGUUGAACUCCACUUCGUUUCACUUCGUUACGUUCAACUGUUUAUAGAUUACAGUAGGUUCAUAGGUUACAGGUGUGUUGAACUCCACUUCGUUGCACUUCGUUACGUUCAACUGUUUAUAGAUUACAGUAGGUUCAUAAGUUACAGGUGUGUUGAACUCCACUUCGUUGCACUUCGUUACGUUCAACUGUUUAUAGAUUACAGUAGGUUCAUAGGUUACAGGUGUGUUGAACUCCACUUCGUUGCACUUCGUUACGUUCAACUGUUUAUAGAUUACAGUAGGUUCAUAGGUUACAGGUGUGUUGAACUCCACUUCGUUGCACUUCGUUACGUUCAACUGUUUAUAGAUUACAGUAGGUUCAUAGGUUACAGGUGUGUUGAACUCUACUUCGUUGCACUUCGUUACGUUCAACUGUUUAUAGAUUACAGUAGGUUUAUAGGUUACAGGUGUGUUGAACUCCACUUCGUUGCACUUCGUUACGUUCAACUGUUUGUAGAUUACAGUAGGUUCAUAGGUUACAGGUGUGUUGAACUCCACUUCGUUGCACUUCGUUACGUUCAACUGUUUAUAGAUUACAGUAGGUUCAUAGGUUACAGAGUCUGUAAAUUGAUGGAAGGUCAUCACUUUGUGAUAUCACCAAGCUAUUCUCUUGACCCAGAAGUAGAUGGACAUACUGAUAUUGUUAAUAAACAUGUGUCUGGCCUAGCAAAACUAGAGCAAAUUAAGAAUUUAGGAUCAAAUUAA